Messenger RNA from Penaeus monodon (black tiger shrimp), 726 nucleotides. RefSeq lists its product as uncharacterized. The record is from RefSeq and is a predicted model, not a curated record. NCBI's taxonomy places the organism in Eukaryota, Metazoa, Arthropoda, Malacostraca, Decapoda, Penaeidae. The transcript has 3 exons. The coding region runs from base 73 to 381 and encodes 102 amino acids.
AGAGUGUGAUCUUCGAUGCAGGAGGCGUAACUUGAGUGACGUCAUCGAGUUUGAGUCACGGUGACUGUUGACAUGUCGUCGCUUCCGCUGCUUCCCGGAUACACGUUCAUGGACCCGGUGGCCUUACAGAAACCCAUAAAGCAAAGCCUGGGUUGGAAGAAGGGUGUGCCCCUCGUAAAACCAGGCAUCUCUGCCCAUUCUCUCCGAGACGAACAGUCAAGAUCUUGCUCGACAGGAACGUUCCCUGCAGUUCGGUGUUCGGCGUCGCUCGAGAACUCCGCCCAGAUUCCUGCCAGAAUGGGCUGUCCUGGAGAAGAAGGUGACCACGCCCCUUUCGCUCUUGUUCCUCGUCCAAUGCUACCCGACGCAGAGUCCAGAUGAAUAAUGAGUAGUUACAUAACUUAACAGUAUUCAUUAACUUAUGCUUGUGCUUGCCAUAGGUUGUUAGAUGUGCAAUUCAUAAAUCAAGCAUUGGAUAAGACAUUUUUUUAAAUAGCAGUGAAUAGAUUUAUCUAUGUAUGUUUUUUUUUUUUUUUACAGCUUUGAAACUGUAAACUAUUCCCACUAGUAAACAGCACAAGAAAUUGGGUACUCGAGCAUGAAUAUGGCAAAUCUUUAAAUUCUAUUGUUCAUUUUGCAAGUAUGGUCAUCAUUGGGACAAAAUGAUAAUCAAAAUGAGCUUCAUAUUAAAAAUAGGGAUAUCUUAAAAGAAAUUUCUAAUUUCGC